CAGCCGUGGCAAGCACAACUCCGGCUGCCAGCUAUAAAAUCAAAAAUAGCAACGCGUCAACUGAAAGUUUCAAAAAUUCAAAACUCAAAAAUUUGUUGCCAACAAGCAAAGCAGCAAGUAAAAAAAGAGUAGACCGCAACAAAUUUUGUACCUGACCAAAUAUACCGUAAAUUGUCAAAUAUUCACUGAAAGUGUGUUCAACGCGCGCCGCCAAGCAGCAAUCGGAUUACAUACAUUACUAGUGUAGAGCAUCGCACGCGCAGUGCCCGCCAGGAUGUCCGCCGUUCGGCAAUUCACUUUGGGCUGUGGAUUAGUUGUGCUGUUGCUGGCUGUUUGUCAAACGAAGGUCGCAAGUGCACAGUUCUUCUAUCCCCAACAACAGUACUACCAGCAACCACGUCGCGUUAGCCGCCAAGGCUCGGUAUCGCGCGCCAAUAGCAAUGCCUUUGAACGUCAGUUCGACUAUGGGCCGAUCGGUCUUACCGAGGGUGUGUCUAAUUCGCGCGCUGUAACAAAACAAAAUGGUGGUCUGCGCAAUGGUGGAACCACAAGCGUCGCCAAGAGUAAUGCCAUUACGCGUGAACUGAACUUGGGUCCAUUGGACGUUGGUAGCACACUUACACGCACGCAGACACGCACAAAUGGCGCUGUAUCACGCGGCGUUGCACAAGAAUUCAAUGUGGGCAAUGUUGAAUUUGGCGGUUCAUUGUCUCGUGAUAAUUUGGGCAAAGGUUUUGGUUUGAGACGCGAUCCCAACGGUGGCACCGAUCUAAAUUUGGGACUGCUCAGCUUUAAUUUAGAUCCCUAUCGUCAAAAUCAACAAGCCUCGACGCAGGCGCAAGUGAAUGCACAGGGAAAAGGGGCACGCACCCGCGCUAACAGCAAUUCGAACACACAAACGCAUCAAUUCGGCGGUUUGCAAGUUACCGACACAAGUUCACGCUCGAAUGCCUUCGGUCGCGUUCGCAACGGACAGACUUCAGCUAAUACUGGCGGUUUUGCCGGUGAUGCUUUCACAAAUGCCAAUAGCUUUGGCAAUGGUUUCUUCCGUCGCAGACGUGGCACCCGUUAUGUGCGUCCCAUUGUGGUGCGUACUAAACGCUAUGCCAGACGUUCUCAUCCACGUGAAGGUGGCUUCUUUUUCCCCAGUGAAAGCAAUGCGCAGUCACAGGGUAUGGCGGAAAAUAAAGGCGACCGCUUCAGUCAGCAAGCCGGCACCAACACGCACUCAAACAAUCGCGUAACUGAUGGCGGUUUGUACCAGGAUAACGGUGCCUCCAGUAUUGGUUCGAAUCUGGCUAAUGAUGGUUCAAGCGGCCAAGUGAGUUCGGCUAAUACAAAUAAUAUGAAUACACAAACUAAGGAUGGCGGUUCGAGCACGAACGAUGCACAGAGUCAGUCACUCAACUACGAUAAGAACCAACAGCAGGCGUCCUCAGCGAAUGCUGGCACCACACACACGUACAACAAGGAUGGCGAAGACAUAAGUUCGCACGGUACAUCACAAUCGACAAAUAACAAUCCUUAUGGCACAUCGAGCAGUACGACCAACACUAAGACGGAUGUUAUGCGCAAUGGUAACUCUGAAAGUGUCACAGCUGAUUCGAGCGGUCAGUCCAUCUUCCAGGGCACGAGUGGUCAAAAUGCCGGCGCAUCUACAAACUCCAAUGUUAAGUCUGAGCGUGGACCUAAUGGAUUUGUGAGUAAUUCGGCAUCGAGCAGUGCAACGGCUACCAGUCAAGGUGGCGGUAAUGCCGACGCAUCGGCAUCGGCUUCAUCAUCUUCGUCCGCUGGCGACGGCAACAAUGGUGCGUUUACGGACGCAAAUGCCAAUGCUGGUGCGUACAAUCCCUACUCCGAUGGUAACGGUUUCGGCAAUAACGGUUUCGGCGGUAACAACUUCGGUGGUUUCGGCGGUAACGGCUUUGGCAAUGGCAACGGCUUUGGUAACUUCGGUGGAGCACAAGCCAAUAGCAAUGCCUUUGGUGGUUGGGGUUGGGGUCGAUGAAAAAGUAAGGGUUUAGAGGGAAUGGAAGAGCAUGUUAAAUGUUGACGUUAUUAUUUCAUUUUUGCUGAAAUUUCAUUAUA
This is a messenger RNA of Bactrocera tryoni, 2088 nucleotides long. RefSeq names its product cell wall protein IFF6-like. Bases 275 to 2008 code for a protein of 577 amino acids. Lineage: Eukaryota; Metazoa; Arthropoda; Insecta; Diptera; Tephritidae. The record is from RefSeq and is a predicted model, not a curated record. The transcript has 2 exons.